AUGAGCUCUUUCGGAUAUCUCUGUCAUUUCCAGACAGACAAUGGCGACGAGUUCUUCGCCAACUGCUCCUCGACCAGCCCAGUCAUCGGGUCAUCGGUCAUCGCAUACCCAACGUACGAGGAACUGGUGCAAGGCCAGAACUCGUCCGCUGUAACGAUUUCGAAGCUCCUCCCCCCUCUGCCGCCAACAAACAACUCCAUCUACUGUGUCGGCUUGAACUACAGGAGCCACGCAAAGGAAGCAAAUCUGAACGUCCCCGCCAACCCCCCCGUCUGGACCAAGCCACCCGCCGCCCUUGCAUCUCCCGACGAAACCAUCCCCAUCAGCCGUUUCUGCGCCUCGCAUCUACCAGACUGGGAGGCAGGCGAGCUCGUCUUCGUCACCUCCCGCGAGUGCCGCGACGUCACACCCGAGCAGGCCUCGCAGUACAUCCUCGGCUACACAGUCGGGAAUGACCUGUCGUGCCGCUUUUUCCAGCUCCCAGAGCAGUCGGGCGGACAGUUCUUCUAUGCCAAGGCGUUUGACAAGUUUGCGCCCAUUGGGCCGGUCCUGGUGAGCCCUGAUGUGUUUGCGAAGACCAGAACAUCGGCGACUCUCGUUACCCGGAUCAAUGGGGUGGUUAAGCAGGAUACGGUUAUCGGGAAGGAUAUGAUCUUCUCCCCGGAGAGGGUACUUAGCUGGAUGAGUCAGAGCACGACUAUCCCUGCUUACACGGUGGUCAUGACAGGGACCCCGGCCGGGGCUGGGGUCUUCCAGACGCCGCGACAGCUGUUGAAAGAUGGAGAUCACAUCGAGGUAGAGAUCUCGGGACUGGGGACUUUAAAGAAUGUGGUGAGGUUUGAGGAGGGACAGGAUUCUAUCUUUUAUUUCUGUAUACAGUCAGUCCUAUGA
Molecule: messenger RNA, 891 nt
Organism: Aspergillus niger
Lineage: Eukaryota; Fungi; Ascomycota; Eurotiomycetes; Eurotiales; Aspergillaceae
Exons: 6
Coding region: 1-891 (296 amino acids)
Molecular function (GO): acetylpyruvate hydrolase activity
Source: RefSeq, a predicted model, not a curated record